UAAAGAAAAAUCGUCAGACUCCAUCUCCACAGAGACUUCUCUGCCCAUGUUCUCUCUGCUCCAAUCUUUCAUAAAGCGCACGCCUUCAAGCAGCGCAAGGGCUUCCGCGUGAAGAGGCGAUUGAGCCCGAAUUAGACAAGCGAAUCCUCCCGUGAGCUUCCCUGAGGCGCCUCGGCACGCACGGGCGAUUGCACACUUAGUAGAGCCAAAAACGAAGGCUGCGUCCAGGGCUGGAAAACUGCGGAUGGACAAAGAAAAAAGUCGAUAUAUAUUGUUUGCCGCAAAAUCAUGGAGCCUCAUUGACUCGUGCACGAGAAAACGCACGAUGCCGCCAAUGUAGCUCGCAGACCUCGCACAACCACGUGAUCGGGCAUUCCUCUUGUUAAAGUUCCUCUGCAGAUCAUUAAUUUCCUCGACCUUCAACCCAACUUCCGGCGUAAGAGAUUACAAAGAUCAUGCUGCCAGGAAGGCACGUCGCCGUCCUCACCUUCCCGUUCGGCAGCCACCCUUGGCCUCUCGCCAACCUCACGCUCAAGCUUGGUUUGGCCGCCCCGGAUGUCCGCUUCUCUUUCUUGAACACGGCCAAGUCCAAUGGCAUCGUUUUCCCUCCGCUGUCAAGAGCCGAGCUGCCCCCCAACGUCCAAGUCUAUGAUGUCAGUGACGGCUUACCAGACGACCACCAGGGGUCGAUGAAGGAUCCAGGAGAACUUGUAGGGUGGUUCCUGAAAGCGGCGCUGGAGAGCUUUGGAGCGGCUGUUGACGCCGCAAAGCAAGAUGCAGGGACGAAUGUGAGUUGUUUAUUGACGGACGCUUUCUUGAUUUUCGCAUGCGAAAUGGCAGAGAAAAUGCAGGUUCCCUGGGUGACCCUCUGGGUUCCCGCUCCGUACGCGUUGGCGGCCCACGUUUACAUUGAUGUCAUUAGUGAGCUCCAUCGUGAAUCCUCCGGCGGUGACACCUCCAUUGACUACGACAACAACAAGAGCCUAGGAGUAAUUCCAGGAUUAUCUAUGAUGCACAUUUCAGAUUUACCGACUGAGAUAACCGAUGAUCAGGACACUUCAGUGAUUGCAUGCAUGUUGCGCGAGAUGGGGCGUGUGCUCCCGUGUGGUGCUGCCGCCGUCGUCCUGAACUCCUAUGCGGAAGCCAACCCGACGCCUCUUAUAGCAGACCUGAAGUCCAAGUUCAAGAUCCUCCUCCAAGUGGGAUGCCUCACGGUGUCGUUCCUGGCGCCCCCGCUGCCACGAAGCUCCGCCUCUGACACUACCGGUUGCUUGACGUGGCUCAAUGCCAGACAACCUCGGUCUGUGGUGUACAUAUGCUUCGGGACAGUGGCAAUGCCGUCGCCAAGCGAGGUAUCGGCUCUCGGGGAAGCCUUGGAAUCCACCAAGACCCCCUUUCUAUGGUCCCUCAAGGAACACGUGAUGGCGCAGUUGCCCGAGGGGAUCCAGGAGCGGACGAGAGCGUACGGGAAAUUCGUCCCAUGGGUUCCACAAGGCCAGGUGCUGAGCCACCUGGCGUGCGGGGUGUACGUUACGCACUGCGGGUACAACUCGGUGUUCGAGAGCGUGGCAGGCGGCGUGCCGAUGGUAUGCAAGCCAUUCUGGGCGGACAACAUGAUGAACGGGAGGAUGAUAGAGGAAGUGUGGGGGAUUGGAGUGAAAGUAGAAGGUGGGAUCAUAACGAAGGAUGGAAUGGAGAAGGCGUUGGAGGUGGUGUUGAGGGGCGAGGAAGGGAAGGAAAUGAGGAAGAAAGUUGGCGAGUUGAGAGAGAGAUUGGUGGAGGCCGCUGGGCCUGAUGGGAGUGCUGAGGCUGAUUUCAAGGCCCUCGUGGAUCUUAUCUCUACUUCAUGAAGUGCGCUUGCUCCAAUAUGCAGCAAAGUUGGAUUGGCGUAUUGAGCGAUGUGUGUAAACACGGCCUCAUUGAUUUGAAGGUCCUAGCCAUAUCUAGUAAAUUGAGGUCAUGAACUCAUAGUUGAAUCUUUAGAUGAUCCAGCCAUGAUAUGAACUCUCUUUUUAAGUUUGGCAAGGCCUCCGAUGACUUUAAA
Molecule: messenger RNA, 2044 nt
Organism: Eucalyptus grandis
Lineage: Eukaryota; Viridiplantae; Streptophyta; Magnoliopsida; Myrtales; Myrtaceae
Product: anthocyanidin 3-O-glucosyltransferase 7
Exons: 2
Coding region: 456-1850 (464 amino acids)
Molecular function (GO): UDP-glycosyltransferase activity
Source: RefSeq, a predicted model, not a curated record